AUGGCACAAGCUCCAGGACCAGCUGCAUUUAAUCCAGUGCCUCUCGCAUACCAAACUACCGGAGAUGGCACUUCAGCACCCGAUUGGCUCAACAAAGGUGACAAUGCUUGGCAGCUCACCGCAUCCACGCUUGUGGGACUGCAAUGUGUACCAGGACUGAUGAUCCUCUACGGCAGUGUGGUGAAGAAGAAAUGGGCAAUAAACUCUGCCUUCAUGUGCCUCUACGCAUUUGCAGCAGUGCUCAUCUGCUGGGUUUCAUGGGCUUUCAAGAUGUCCUUUGGAGAACAACUCCUCCCCAUUUGGGGGAAGGCAGGACCUGCUCUGGACCAGAAAUUCUUGUUGAGCCAAGCUGACCUCCCAUCGACAGGAACAGAUUUCUUCCCACCACUGACACCUCUGUAUCCGAUGUCGACCCUCGUUUAUUUUCAGUUCGUGUUUGCAGCCAUCACUCUCAUCCUCAUUGCAGGAUCUCUUCUGGGCCGGAUGAACUUUCUGGCAUGGAUGCUCUUCGUUCCCCUCUGGCUCACGUGCUCUUAUACCGUUGGGGCUUUCACGGUAUGGGGUGGAGGUUUUCUAUUUCAAUGGGGUGUCAUAGAUUAUGCAGGCGGUUAUGUCAUCCAUCUCUCCUCCGGAGUUGCUGGCUACGUUGCUGCUUAUUGGGUCGGCCCCAGAUUAGACAAGGAUCGUAAGAACUUUCCUCCAAACAACGUUCUGCUCACUUUGGCAGGGGCGGGCAUGUUGUGGUUAGGCUGGAAUGGGUUCAAUGGAGGAGCGCCCUACGCAGCCAAUGUUAUCUCCUCAAUGGCAGUACUGAACACCAGUAUUUGUGCCGCAACGAGCUUGCUCGUCUGGACGAGCAUCGACGUUAUUGUUUUUAAACGUCCGUCAGUGAUCGGUGCAGUUCAAGGGAUGAUCACCGGUUUGGUUGUCAUCACUCCCUCCGCUGGUUUGGUGCAAGGAUGGGCUGCCAUGGUCAUGGGAGUGUUUGCCGGGAGCAUUCCAUGGUACAGCAUGAUGAUUCUGGGCAAGAAGAAGCUAUUCAAUGUGGUGGAUGACACUUUGGGUGUGUUCCAUACUCACGCCGUUGCAGGGAGCAUGGGAGGAAUUCUGGCAGGAUUCUUCGCCCAGCCAACGCUGAACAAUCUGUUCCUGUCAAUUCCCAACGAGCGCGGCAUCAUAUACUCUGGCGAUGCAGGUGGAGUCCAUGCCCACAGGGCCGGCAUGCAGCUGGUGAAGCAGAUCAGUGGGGCUGCUUUCAUCAUCGGGUGGAACAUUCUUGUCACCAGCUUGAUCUGUCAGUCCAUCAAGUUGGUGGUGCCACUGCGUAUGUCGGACGCAGAGCUGGCCGUAGGAGACGAUGCAGCUCAUGGUGAAGAAGCAUACGCUCUCUGGGGCGACGGAGAAGUGUACGAUGCAUCACUGCACAGCGCAGAUGGGAUGAAGGAUUACAAAACCUAGAUGAGAAAUAGUCUCAGAUACUGUCCACUCUCCUCUCUCUUCUCAGACCUGCAAAGCUUAAGAUCCAGGAGAAAAGGAGGGUUUUUAAAUCAACGACAACCAUUCAAUUUCAUUAGAUCCGUAGUCAACGUUUACAAAUUUUCUCGUC
Marchantia polymorpha subsp. ruderalis is the source of this 1606-nucleotide messenger RNA. The record is from the annotation of a GenBank genome assembly. Lineage: Eukaryota; Viridiplantae; Streptophyta; Marchantiopsida; Marchantiales; Marchantiaceae.